AUGUUUGGCUUCAUUGCGGAUAUCCUCACCUCCGUCACCUCCGUCCUCCUCCCCGUCUUCUUCUCCUACAAAGCCCUGCGAACCUCCGACCCAGCCCUCCUCGCACCAUGGCUCAUGUACUGGACCACCCUCUCACUACUGCUGGUCGUUGAGAACCAGUUCAACUUCAUUCUCUGCUGGGUCCCAUUCUAUAGCUGGAUCCGCUUUGGCGCACACCUCUACUUGGUCUUGCCAGGUCAGCAAGGCAGCGUCUUCAUCUACAAAGAGCACAUACAUCCUUUCUUGGAAGAGCAUGAGCGGCAGAUUGAUCGAUUCAUAAGCGAUGCGCACGCCAAAGGAAAAGCAGCGGGCAUGGAUGCUAUCAAGAAAGCGAUUGAAUACGUUCGGGUCCAGGUCUUCGGUCAAGAGCCAAGCAGACCUACGCCUCCACCAAGCCGCAAUGUCAGCUACACGACGCAUCUUUUCAAUCGAUUUGCUAUGCCAAGUGCAAGAGAAGGUCUUGCGGCUGCUGGUACAACGGAUGUCUUCAGCUUGAUUGGAAAGGCUCUCCAACAGACGACGUACCCUGACUCUACCACAACGGGCGAGCAAGCACGAGAUCUGGCCAGUUCAGGCACUCUGAUUCCACCGAACCUUGCAGGCGAAGAGCGUACAGACUUUGUCAACACUCAGCGUGAGAGACUUAGGACGCUACUCCAGGCAUUCGACGCAGAGGCUUUCAAUUCAGCGGAUGCGGCCACGAGCGGCAUUCAGCCACGUUCCUCAAUGCCGCGUCCGCCAUCGAGUCGGAAGUCGUAUCUUGCGCCUCCGGAUUCAUACUUGGAGCGAUCUCGAUCAGAGUCCGAGUUUGAGGACCUAGCAUACGAGACGAUGCCCGAUCCCGAGCAUUUCAAGCCUCCACCCCCUCGCGAACAAGUACCUCGUGCGCCAUCCGGCAAGGAGAGUGGUUGGAGCAACUGGAUCUGGGGAAGCUAUGGUGAGCGCGAUUCGGCUAUCAAUCCCAAGAAAGACUUAUAG
Messenger RNA from Zasmidium cellare ATCC 36951, 1017 nucleotides. RefSeq lists its product as uncharacterized. The record is from RefSeq and is a predicted model, not a curated record. The transcript has 2 exons. NCBI's taxonomy places the organism in Eukaryota, Fungi, Ascomycota, Dothideomycetes, Mycosphaerellales, Mycosphaerellaceae. The coding region runs from base 1 to 1017 and encodes 338 amino acids.